AUGGCGCGGGGGCGCGGUGCUGCGCGCCCAUUGGUGGAGCCGCAGGAUUUGAACGGGCGGGCGGCGGCGCGGCCGUUGGUGCCGCGGAGCCCCCGUGGCUGCGUGCGGAGCCCCCGUGGCUGCGUGCGGAGCCGGAGCUGCCGCCGCCGCCGCCCGGCCCCGCGUCCCCCUAUGGCCGCCGCGCUGCUCCCCGGCGCCGCGUGGGCGCUGAGCCCCGCCGCGAGCGCCCGGCGGCGCUGGGCUGCGCCGCAGCAGGAGGAGGAUGAGGAGGACGAGGCCGUGCUCGUGCUCAGCCACUUCUCCCGGCCGCCCUUCCUCAGCUUUGGCAGCCUGCGCCUCGGCGCCUCCCGCACGCGCCUGCUGCGCCUCGACAACCCCAACGCGGAGGACGCCGAGGUGGAAGUGGAGCGCUUCCCGCCCGCCGCCAAGGGCUUCAGCCUGGAGCAUCGCCGCUUCUCUGUGCAGUCAGGAGAAAGAAUCUUUAUUCCUAUAACAUGGACACCGUUAGAAGAAGGAAGAGUUAGAGAACUGGUAACUUUUGUUAUUAAUGGCAUUGUGAAACAUCAAGCUGUGCUCCUGGGUGUUGUUGAGCGACCUGUGAAGAAAAAAAAGAGUCUUUGGGAUAACAUAAAAAGGAGAAACACUUCUGAAACAGCUGUUUCAACAAGAGUUAAGAAGAAAAAUUCAAAAGUUAAAAAYGCUAAUAAAACCUUUCAAGUUUCACAGAGGUUGGAUACACUUAGAAGCCCRCUUCAAUCAUGUGAAAAUCAGAAUACAAAGCAAAGCAGCGUAUCCUCAAGAAAUGACUCCUUUGCUGGCCUAGAGAAUAAGCUGCCUAUAUCUCCUAUUACACCUAUGCUAGAGGAAGAUCAUGAUGCUGCUUGUACACCCAUUUCAAUGAGAAGAUCUACUAUGUUUUCAGAUGUUGCUGCAGCUAUAAAUGAGGACUUGUUACCUGAAAUAGACAGAUGUAACCUCAAGAAACUUGUUGAUCAUCACAAUGAAUCAAAAUCUGAAAGUGCCUACAGUUCUUCCAACAGAUUAGGACAACUGACAGCUUCAAGUAAUGAAGUAAUUCUUAAUUGUACACUUUCACCUGUUCACACUCCUGAGCGUUCAGUGUCUGUGCCCAUUUCGGGCACGAGGAGAAUUUUAAGUCCAGAUUCUUUUAUAAAGGACAGUUACCAGGUUGAAGACAUUGCAAUAGAGCAACCUGUUCCAAUUCUGUCACCUGAUCAGUUUGUGAGAGACACCUUAUCAGAUGUGCAGUCAAAGACUCCCAAAUUUGAAGCAGCUUCUGUAUCUUCUACUGCAGAGACUUAUGUUGUAAAGAAACGAGUCAAAAAUGGACACGUACAAACAAAAGUGCAUGUUUGUACAGGACACAAGUUAAAUAAUGCCUUUGAGAUAUGUGCUGUGGAAUCACAGGAAAUUCAUUAUGUCAAACCUAAACAAAACCACUUCAGUUUUCCUUCUACAGAGGAACGUCAAACCUGCAGCUCUUCUCAAAGAGACCAACCRAAAAAACGUCCAGUCCUUUCUGCUACUGUCAUUAAAAAUAAGCCUGAUGCUGUUGAAAGAAAAAGAACAGAAAACAUCCAGCCAAAAUCUAGAAAAUGCCUCAAUAAUGCAGUAAUAGAGUGUACUAACGUGUUUCCUGUACAGACCAAGGCAGAAACAGCUAGACACCUUCCAGUUAUAGGACCCAUUUCGGCUGAAAACAAAUGUCAUGACAAAGUAAAUUCAUGCACUGGAUCAACUUCAUUGAGCCGUAAGAGGAAAAGUGAAGUGCACCUAGAAAGCACUAGCACUGCAGUUCUGGCACAUGUGGAGGAAAUUGAAACAAAAAGAACUCUGAUGUCUAGUGUGGAUGAUAAAACACACGCUGCUUUCAGACCAGGAGCCAUCAAACAUCAAAGCCGAGAGAAAGUAGCACAGAGGAAGAAAGCUGGUUCUUCACUUCAGAAAGCAUCUAAAACUACCAACAGAAUUAGUAAACCUGUUGCUGGAUUGGCUCAGUCUCACCUGACAUUUGUGAAACCGUUAAAAACAGUCAUUCCCAGACAUCCAAUGCCUUUUGCUGCUAAGAACAUGUUUUAUGAUGAGCGCUGGAAGGAGAAGCAACAACGAGGUUUCACCUGGUGGUUAAAUUUUAUACUUACCCCUGAUGACUUCACUGUAAAAGCAAACACCUCACAAGUGAACGCAGCAGCUCUUAUCUUGGGAGCAGAGCACCACCAUAAAACCAGUGUACCUAAGGCACCAACAAAAGAUGAAGUAUCUCUCAAAGCUUAUACAGCUCAGCGCAGGCUGAAUAAGCUGCGACGUGCAGCUUGCCGCUUGUUUACAUCUGAAAAAAUGGUCAAAGCCAUUAAGAAGCUGGAAGUUGAGAUCGAAAGUAGACGUUUGCUGGUCCGUAAAGACAGACAUCUAUGGAAAGAUGUAGGAGAAAGACAGAAGGUCCUUAACUGGCUUCUCUCUUACAACCCUUUGUGGCUCCGUAUAGGUCUGGAGACUGUUUAUGGAGAGCUGAUAAGUUUGGAGAGCAAUAGUGAUGUUAUGGGGUUAGCGAUAUUUAUUCUUAAUCGCUUGCUUUGGAACCCUGACAUUGCAGCAGAAUACAGACAUCCCACUGUGCCUCACCUCUACCGAGAAGGCCAUGAGGAAGCUUUAUCAAAAUUCACACUGAAGAAAUUGCUGCUGUUAAUUUGCUUUCUGGAUUGUGCCAAGAAGUCUAGAAUCAUUGACCAUGACCCCUGCCUCUUCUGCAAGGAUGCAGAUUUUAAGAGUAGCAAAGAUGUUCUGCUGGCAUUUUCUCGAGAUUUCUUGAGUGGUGAGGGAGACCUUUCCCGCCAUCUGAGUUUCCUGGGACUACCUGUCAGUCAUGUUCAGACUCCACUUGAUGAAUUUGAUUUUGCUGUAACCAAUCUGGCUGUGGACUUGCAAUGUGGCAUUCGUCUUGUAAGAACAAUGGAACUUCUCACAAAAAACUGGAAUCUUUCAAAACAUCUGAGAGUUCCUGCAAUAAGUCGUCUUCAGAAGAUGCAUAAUGUUGAUAUUGUUCUUAAUGUGUUAAAAGAGCGAGGAAUCCAGUUGAAAGAUGAAAGUGGUGCUUCAAUUGAUUCCAGAGACAUUGUGGAUAGACACAGAGAACGAACCUUAGCACUGUUGUGGAAAAUUGUCUUUGCUUUCCAGGUGGAUGUUUAUCUUAAUGUAGAACAGUUAAGAGAAGAAAUAGAGUUUUUAAAGAAUGCACACAAAGUAAAAAGAAAAUUGAACGGUCUCAAGCCUUUUUCAGAUGAUAGUAAAAGGCAAGAUGAUAACAGUAACGCCUCAUUUCACGGUUACAGUGAAAAUGUGGAGCUGCUGAUGGCUUGGGUCAAUGCGGUUUGUGGAUUUUAUAAUAUCAAGGUGGAAAACUUCACAGUAUGUUUCUCCGAUGGUAGAGUAUUGUGUCACUUGAUUCAUCACUACCAUCCCAGUUAUGUGCCUUUGGAAUCUGURUGCCAACGUACAACACAAACAGUAGAAUGCUCAAGAACUCAUACAGUGGGAUUGAACUCUUCCUCCUCCUCCUCCUCGUCAGAGUCCGAUACUUCUCUAAACGUCCUGGAAGGAAUGUUUGACCAAACUGUAACUACAUCAGUCCUAUACAAGGAACUGUUGGAAAACGAAAAGAAAAACUUCCAGCUGAUCAAUGCUGCAGUUUCUGACCUAGGUGGAAUACCUGCAAUGAUUCAUCACUCUGAUAUGUCAAAUACAAUUCCUGAUGAGAAGGUUGUUAUUACCUACCUGUCAUUUGUGUGUUCACGGCUCCUAGAUCUUCGUGAAGAAACUCGAGCUGCUCGACUAAUUCAGUCAGCUUGGAGGAAGUACAAGCUGAAAAAGGAACUGAAACUCUUCCAGGAAAGAGACAGAGCUGCUCGAAUAAUUCAAAAAUAURCUGUCAAGUUCUUGUCUGAUCGACGCAUCCUUAAAAAGGAGAGUGCAGCACUAAUGAUCCAGAAGUGGUGGAGAAGAUACUUGGCCAGGAUCAAAUUUUUAAAUCUAAAAAAGGCAAAGCUAGAGGAAGCCAGAAAUAAAUCUGCCACAGUUAUUCAGGCUCAUUGGAGGAGGUACUCCUCUAGGAAGAGAUAUUUACAGCUCAGAUACUAUACCAUCCUUGUACAAGCAAGGAUAAGGAUGGUGAUGUCUGUUGCUUCUUAUAAACGAAUUGUUUGGGCUGCUGUUACCAUUCAGCGCCAUCUGCGUGCCACUAAGUUGAUGAAAGAAGAUCGUCAAAGAUACGAAACCCUGAAGUCCUCAGCACUUACUAUUCAGUCUGCAUUCAGAAGAUGGAGAACACACAAAAUUCAUCAGAAUAUUGCAGCUGCGUUAGUACUGCAGGCGUAUUUCCGAAAGUGGCAGGCCUCAAAGCUGGUUAAAAGGGAGCGAGCUGCCCUCGUCAUUCAGUCUUGGUAUAGGAUGCACAGAGACUUGAAGCAAUAUUUAUGUAUUAAACAAAGUGUUGUCAAGAUUCAGGCCUGGUAUAGGUGUCAGCUAGCAAGACAUAUUUACCAGGAACAUAGGGCACGAAUAGUGACAAUUCAGCAGCAUUACAGAGCUUACAGGUCAGGAAAAAAGGAAAGGCAAAGCUAUUUGCAAAAACGUAGAGCAGUAAUAGUUCUCCAAGCUGCUUUUAGGAGCAUGAGAGCUCGUAUGCUCUACAGGCAAACAAAGGCAGCUUGCAUUGUUCAGUCACUGUGGAGAAUGAGACAAGAGAAACUAAGAUUUCUACGCAUAAAACAAUCUGUYAUUACACUGCAGUCGCAUGUGAGAAAAUACCAACAAGUGAAGAGAUAUAAAGCGACUAAAAAUGCUGCUUCUGUAAUUCAAGCUCGUUACAGGGCAUAUGUGACUGCUAGAAAAGCAGCUUCCUCUUUCCAAAGGAUACGUCUUGCUGCUCUUGUCCUGCAGUCGGCCUACAGAGGAAUGCAAGCUAGAAAAGAGGCCCGCGUGUUAAGAUCUGUGAUAAAAAUUCAGUCGAGUUACCGUGCUUAUAUUGUCCGAAAGAGAUUUAAAAGCUUAAAAAAUGCAACAGUGACGAUCCAAGCUUUUGUAAAGAUGAGACAAGCACGCAAGCGUUACUGUACAUUAAGGAAGGCAGCACUUUAUGUCCAACGAAGAUAUCGGGCUCGUAGAUAUGUUCUUCAGCUUAAAGAAGAUUAUAGGAAAUUAAAAGAUGCUUGCAUAAGAAUCCAAGCUGCAGUUCGAGGCUAUCUUGUCAGGAAGCAAAUUCAAAGAUGGAAGAAGGCUGCAGUACUUYUGCAGGCAUGCUACAGAAUGAGAAGAGACAGGCAGCGUUACUUGAGCAUCUACCGCGCUGCCGUUGUCAUUCAGAAGCGCUACUGCGCGUGCCGAAGGCAGCUCCAUCAGAGGCAGGASUUCCUGAGAAUUAAAAGAGCAGCUGUGUGCUUGCAAGCAGCCUACAGGGGCUAUAAAGUGCGCAAAACUUGCCAGCUUCAAUACACAGCUGCUAUUAAAAUUCAGUCUGCUUUUAGGACUCACGCUGCGAGAACAAAAUUUCGGGCAAUGAUUCGAGCCUGCGUUGUGAUUCAGAGAUGGUACAGAAACUGUAAGGCUGGUAACAGGCAACGAUUGAGCUUCUUGGCCACUAGGGCAGCUGUGCUGUCCUUACAGGCAGCUUUUCGCGGUUGGAAAGUACGAAAAGAGAUUCACAGGCAACAUGUUGCUGCAACGAUGUUACAGGCUGCCUUCAGAAAAUUUCUGGCCCGGAAAAGGUUCCAGCUCCUCUGCUGCGCUGUGCUCACUCUCCAGCAGCGUUACAGAGCCAGAGUUGCCGGACAGAAACAGCGUCAGGAAUACCUUGAGCUGCGUAACUGUGUAAUACGCACCCAGGCAAUAUGGAGAGGGAAAACUGAGAGAAGGCAAAUCCAAAAGAAGCAUAAUUCUGCAACAGUUAUUCAGUCUUACUACAGAAUGCAUAGAAAUCGACAAAAAUACCAAAAUCUAAGGCAAGCAACUUUAGUGAUUCAGAGGYACUUCAGAUCUUAUUGCAUGAAAAAAACACAGCGUGCACUUUAUCUAAAAACAAAAGCUGCUGUGCUGGUUUUGCAGUCUGCUUACCGUGGGAUGACUGUGAGGAAGCAGUUAAGCAAACUGAGCAAAGCUGCUACAGUUAUACAAGCAGCUUUCAGAUCUUACCUGGUGAAAAAGGAGUAUGUAGCACUUAGAUUUGCAGCUCUUGUGAUUCAAAGGCACUAUCGUGCAGUUGUGCAUGCUAAACGUCUAAAGCAAAAAUACUUGUCUUUAAGAAAAGCCACAGUCAAGAUACAAGCUAUUUAUAGAGGUGUAAGAGCUAGACAACAAAUUCAUCGGAUGCAUCAAGCAGCUGUUUCUAUUCAGGCCAUGUUUAAGAUGCAUCGCUUAAACAUCAGAUACCGGGCAAUGAGAAUGGCAGCAAUUGUAAUUCAAAGACAAUAUAGAGCAUUUUGUUUAGGCAGAGAGCAACGUAAAAAGUACUUGGAGCUGAAGAAUUCUACUAUUAUCCUUCAGGCUGCCUGCAGAGGCCUGAGGGUUCGCCAAGACUUGAAAGUUAUGCAUCGUUCAGCAGCGACAAUACAGUCUUAUUAUCGAAUGCACAGGCAACGAAGAGAUUUUAGAAAAUUGUUACUGGCAGCCAGACGGAUUCAGCAGUGGUUCCGUGCCUGCAGGGAGCGAAAUGCACAAGUUCACAACUACAUGACUAUGAAAAAGGCUGCACUUCGUAUCCAGGCUGCUUUCCGUGGUAUGAGAACAAGAAGACUUAUAAGAACUAUGAAUGCCUCUGCUGAGCUUAUUCAAAGAAGAUUUARAACUUUUAUGAGAAGAAAACAUUUUAUUUCUCUAAGGACAGCUGCUAUUGCAAUUCAGAGAAAAUACCGAGCAACAAAACUAGCAAAAAGCCAACGUCAGAAAUACCUCUCUCUCCUUAAUGCUACUGUUACCAUACAGUCUGCCUAUAGAGGUUUUGUGGUAAGGAAAAAAAUAAAGCAGAUGCAUCGAGCUGCUACAGUUAUCCAAGCAACUUUAAGGAUGCGUAAAACUUACAUUUCCUAUCAAGCUCUCAGGCUUGCUUCAGUAAUCAUACAGCAGCAUUAUCGUGCUUACAGGGCAGGGACGCACGYGAGAGAAACGUACUUAAAAUUGUACAAUUCUGUUUUAGUUAUUCAGGCUGCCUUUAGAGGAAUGAAAACAAGAUCCUUGAUGAAGAAAAGACACAAAGCAGCACUUACAAUACAGAAGAACUAUCGAAUGUACAAGCAACACCAUCAUUAUAGAAGGGUGCAGUGGGCAACCCAGCUAAUACAGAAGAGGUACAGGGCCAAUAAGCUGAAGAAUAUUGCAGUGCAGCAAUUCACUGCAUUGAAGAAAGCAGCAAUUUGUAUUCAGAAGGCAUUUCGAGCGAGGAGGGCAAAAAAACAGCAAGAAAUGCAUUGUGCUGCUCUCAUUCUUCAGAAAAAUUUUAAAGCCUUUAGAGAACGUCAGAGAUACCUUUCUCUUAAAGCAGCAACUAUUGUCCUUCAGAGAAGAUACAGAGCUUUGAUUUUGGCAAGACAUCAUGCUCGGGAGUAUCUUUCUCUUUGCCGAGCAGCUCUUCGCAUACAGGCAGCGUACAGAGGUAUCAGAGCCCGGGAGGGUAUUAAACGUAUGCRUUUGGCUGCCAGGAAAAUCCAGGCAACCUACAGAAUGCACCGGCACAGGAGGUCCUAUCAAAAUAUGAGAAUUGCUGCUAUUGUUAUACAGAAUUAUUAUCGAUCCUAUGUUAAAGGAAAGAAUGAACGAGAGAAAUAUCUGGCAAUUAAGAGGUCCGCUCUUGUUAUUCAGGCGUCAUACAGAGGCAUGAAGGAACGGCAGAAACUAAAGAUAAUGCAUGUCUCUGCAACUGUAAUCCAGGCCAGUUUUCGCAUGUGCGUGCAAUAUCGAUACUACAAACGACUGCAGUGGGCUGUCAGAGUUACACAGCAAAGGUUCAGAGCCAAAAUGGCCAAAGAAGCUGAGGCAGAAAAAUGUGCACUAAAACCAAACGCUAUCUUUUACAUUCAGUUGGCUUCUUGUGCUAAAAAUGCUGGGCAGUGGCCUAAARACAUGGUGACCAUGCAGUGUGCUCGAGCAUUUUCACAGAUGAGUGUGCAAAGGAAGAAUUUCCUCGCAAUGAAAGCGGCAGCCCUAAUCACCCAGUCGCUGUUCCGGUGCCGAAGGGCACGGACUCGGUACCAGCUGAUGCGGAGCUCAGCGGUUGCUAUUCAGAGGUGGUACCGAGCGUGUCGCGCGGCUCGUUUACAGCAAGCAGAAUACUCUGUUCAAAGGCGAGCAGUAUUAGUUAUUCAGUCUGCCUAUCGUGGAAGGAAAGYGAGAAAAAUGGCAAGAGAAAUACGAGCUGCAAGGAAGAUUCAGGCUUUUCUUAAAAUGGUUGUGCAUCGUAGAAGAUUUAUUCAACUUAAAAGAGCAGCUAUUACAUUACAAGCCUAUUACUUGAUGCAUAAAACUAAAUCAGAGUAUGUAAGAUAUAAAAAAGCAGCAGUUGUUUUACAGCAAUGCUACCGAUCUCAUUUGACUGCAAAACAGCAAAGGAAAACUUAUUUGCAAAUCCGGAAGAAUAUUAUCAUGGUGCAGGCUAGAGUUAGAGGAUUCAUUGAAAAGAAGAGAUUUCAAAGAACUAAAGAAAGUGCAAUAAAAAUUCAGGCAUUUUUCCGUGGGUCUGUUCAGAGGCGGCGAUACCUUCAGUACAAGUCUUCUGUCAUCCUGAUUCAGCAGCACUUCAGAGCCUAUUGGAUGCAAAAGGUUGAACAGCAAAGAUACCUUCAAGUAGCAAUGGCUGCCACUGGGAAUCAGGCAUUAUAUAGAAGUUCUGCAGCCAAGCAGUUCACUGACAAAAUGAGAGCAGCACCAGUAAUUCAAGCUGGGUUUCUAGACUGCAAAGCACAAAAGGAACAUGCAUCUGUGGUAAAAGCUCCUUGCGUUAUUCAGAGUCACUUCAGCAGCGUCGUGCAGCAGAGGAUCUGGUUUCUGAGAAUGAAGGUGUGUACAAUUGUGAUUCAGAGAAGAUGGAGAGCAACCCUUACUGCAAGAAAAGUUCACCGGCAGUUUCUGGCAGCUAAAAAGGCUGCGGUUACGAUCCAGUUGGCAUACAGGCAAUAUAGGGCUAGAAGACUAGUAAGAAAGAAGUUUCACGCUGCAUGUUUGAUCCAAGCAACAUACAGGGGCUUUAAGGAGAGAAGGAAGUUUAUUCAACAAAAAGCUGCUGCUUUGRUCAUCCAGAAGCAUCUGAGAGCUUGGCAGGAAGGCAAGCUUCAGUUCAUAAAAUACAACAAAACUAGAAGAGCUGUCAUUAGAUUACAAGCAUUUAUCCGAGGCUAUUUAGUCAGAAAAAAGAUUUUGGAACAGAAACAAAAACAGAGGCUACUGUAUUUUACAGCAGCUGCAUAUCAUCACAUCUCUGCAAUUAAAAUUCAAAGGGCGUAUAGAAUUCACCUUGUCUUAAAACAUGCACAGAACAAGAUCUCUGCUGUUCUAGUAAUACAGAGAUGGUUCCGAGCAAAAGUACAACAGAAAAGGUUUCAGAGAGACUAUCAAAGAAUCAUUCGGUUACAACGCAUGGUUCGAGUCUGGCUGAGGCGCAGGAGCGACGCAGCGACCGUAAUCCAGCGAAACGUGCGCAGGUUCCUCGCCCGCAGGCGCAGCAGAAAACUGGCGGUUGGAAUAACCAAGGUGCAGGCAUUGUGGAGAGGAUAUUCUUGGAGAAAGAGCAAUGACACAGCAAAAACUAAAGCCUUAAGACUAAGUUUAAUAAAGGCUAAUGAAAAGAGCAGAGAAGAAAACAAAUUAUGUAACAGAACUGCAAUUGCCAUUAAAUGCCUUCUAAAUUACAAACAUAUUUCUUAUAUUCUUGCAGCAUUAAAGCAUCUAGAGGUGGUUACCAGGCUGUCCCCAGUCUGCUGUGAAAAUAUGGCCCAGAGCAGAGCCAUCUUYAUUAUUUUUGCUCUGAUACGAAAUUGCAACCGGAGUGUCCCAUGUAUGGAUGUGAUCAGAUAUUCAAUUCAAGUUCUACUUAAUGUUUCAAAGUAUGAAAAAACAACUCAAGCAGUUUAUGAAGUUGAAAAUUCUAUAGAUACGUUACUGGACCUACUACAAAUGUACAGAGGGAAAGCUGGGGACAAAAUUUCAGAGAAAGGCGGAAGUAUUUUCACAAAGACCUGUUGUUUGUUGGCCAUUAUUUCAAAGGAUUCAAAGAGAGCUUUGGAAAUUCGAAGCAUGCCAAGGGCAGUCACUUGCAUUCAAAGCCUCUAUAAACUUACUGCUCGGAAGCACCGAAUGGAUGCUGAGAGAACACUUGUGAAGCAGAAAACAAGCACUUGCACCAGUGGAACUCCCUUUGUUCCAGUAACUCCCGUAAGAACGAAAACAGUUUCAAGAAUCAAACCAGAUUGGGUUUUGAGGAAGGAUAACAUGCAGGAAAUUGUGGAUCCUCUGCAAGCAAUUCUGAUGGUGAUGGAUACGCUUGGUAUUGCGUGCUGCUGAAAUGUAAAUUAUGUAUAUGAAAAUGCAUUUGUAUAGUAUGCAACUGUCUGUACGUAGCAGGCAGUUGGACCAACAGAUUUGGUUAUAAAUGUAAAAAACUAUUCUGGAUUUUUUUUUCC
Molecule: messenger RNA, 10679 nt
Organism: Nothoprocta perdicaria
Lineage: Eukaryota; Metazoa; Chordata; Aves; Tinamiformes; Tinamidae
Gene: ASPM
Product: abnormal spindle microtubule assembly
Exons: 29
Coding region: 1-10560 (3519 amino acids)
Molecular function (GO): protein binding
Source: RefSeq, a predicted model, not a curated record